UGGGGGAGAGGAGCCGCAUUUGACACUUGUUGCAUUCUCUGAGAGCAGACGAGACCCGCGGCAGACGAUCACGGGCAGCGGCAGCAGACGUGAGGGUAGUGCGCACGCGAGCUGAAAGACCCCCACUCAACAAGCAGCACCACCGCCUGACGUUCGGCCUGUUGGCACCUCUCCACGAUGCCUAGGAUAUUCAUGAUAACAAACCGGCGAUAUUUCUCUGAUUUCCGCGUGGAGAGGGAAGCACCAACACUACCUAUACCAAGCUAUCAAGACAAGCCCCCAAAGAGCGUAUCUUCAGAUGAUGGCAGUGACAGUGAUGCCAGCAGCUGCUCCGGCUCUCCGCGCACUGACACUCGGGUGGACAUCCAGUCGGAAUUCGACUAUGGCUGGGGUGACUGCAGGGCCCACGUGUCCCUACUGUACGACCUGAUGACCCAGAGCCCAAGGAAGAGCACGUGUCGAGACAUCCCUGACCAGGCAGCAGAGUAUCCUCUGGAUGCUGAAAAACAAACUUUCGUAGAUGUCAGCAAGUUUGAAGCUCGAAGAUCGCUGAACGAGCUUCUUUUGAGUCCACCAAGAAGUCCCGAGUCUCCAGACAACUAUAUUUGUGUAGACUGUGGCAAGAGAUACAGUACUUCAAGCAACCUAGCAAGACACAGGCAGACACAUCGAAGUGUAAACGACAAGAAGGCCAGAAAGUGUCCUCACUGCGAGAAGGUGUAUGUAUCUAUGCCUGCCUAUAGCAUGCAUGUCCGCACUCACAACCAAGGCUGCGAGUGUCCCUACUGCGGCAAAAAGUUCAGUCGUCCUUGGCUUCUUCAAGGCCAUAUUCGCACACACACAGGAGAGAAGCCAUUUGCCUGCCAGAAAUGUGGCAAAGCUUUCGCUGACAAGUCCAACCUACGUGCGCAUAUCCAGACUCAUUCAACAGAGAAGCCUUACGUCUGUGGGCGAUGUGGCAAAGCAUUUGCCCUCAAGAGUUACCUUUACAAACACGAAGAGUCCUCCUGCAUGCGGGGCCAGAGAUUCAGGCAUUAAACCAUAAGAAGGCAUACACAUCUGCCUCGUAACCGUGGACCAAACGACCAAAGAAUCAUCUAGCUAUCACAGUGCCGUCCCUAAAUCAUCAUCUCUCAAAGAGAAUCAGCCAAAAACUAUUUUUGUAUGCUUUGCCUUUACGUCCGUUCAUCAGAAACCGACCAAAUCAUUGUUUUUUUUGUGACUCAAUGCAUGGUAGUCACCAUGACUGUGCCGAAGUGACUGAUCCGACAGUGCCUUUGAAUACUAACCGUCCAAGCCGUUCUAAUGGUCCUGAUGCUGGAGUGCAGUGAAACUGUAAGACUUAUAGGACUGACGCUAAUAGGUUGAACGUGUCAUUCAUGCUUUUUGUCCAGCAAGUGCCCUUGUCUUCAAACUGUUUGGAUUUUGUGUGGUGUGUUCUCGUUGCUAUCGACACAUCAGUCAAAGAAUCUUGGCUGACACGCCAUCUUGUUUAAGUUUGACACAGUUUUUGGUGUCCUGUGCUGCUGGAAAAUGAAUUUAUUUAUUCAUUAUUUAUUUGCGUACGUUUUGUGAUUCAAUUGUUGAUAUUUAUAUGAUAAUAGCAAAAUCGAGUGCUAAUGUAGAAAUAAAUUAUGCCUUGUGAAGAUUUUUUAUGAGAAACGUUAAAUGGAAUUUAUUACCAAAUUAAGAGACAGUUUAAUAUUUAUUACCAUAUUGUUUUAGUCACGUAGUCGUUUUCUGCUUGUUAUUGUUCUAGCUAGUUUAGAAAGUAUUGACAGGAUUUUAUAUAAUUAUGUCAUUCAUAACCAGCAAUUCGAUAUUGAACUGAACAUAUUCUGUGACAAUUUCAACAGUAUAUUUUCACACUUAAGCAUCCAAAUGCUACCCGUCUACAGGACGCUAAACUAUUCUCCUCUCGGGCAUAUGCUGAAAUUCAUCUCACAAAACAUACGUCAUUGUAAUCAUGUAUCCCUCAUUAUUAAUUCAUCAAAUCGUGUGUCUCGUAAACAUUUCUAAAAGUGACGAUUUUGGCAAUAUUAUAAAAGCAAACAUUCCUAAAAGACAUUGACAAAACUAAUUGAUAACUUCCGGUGUUACGUCACCAUUACGUCAUCAUUGCGUCAUUAAUACGUCAUUACUACCCAUGACACUUUGCUUUAAGAUGUCUUUGCAUUCCUUUUUGCUGUCUCUCGCCUUACUAUAGUGAGUCAAACUCACAAUAUUCCUAUGCAAUUAAUUUCUAUUUUUGAUAAUUAGAUUACACAUAACAUGUACAUCAUUGUGGUUAGAAUGUGAACUACUGUAUGUAAACGUAUUUAGGGGUCUAACGUGUGUUGAUGGUUUUGUGGAGCUUUUCACAUAUAAAUACGUGUAUCGUUCCCUUUCACCCAGCAUUUUUAUUUAUUUAUUUAUCAAUGCAUGUUUGUUUGAAAAUGUUUUGUGCGUGAAAACGAGUGUUAUAAUAUAUAGUCAAAACAUUGCAGUUUUAGUUUUGUCUUUCUAACGAUUAUUAGUUGGCAGUUCGGAAAGACAAAGCUGAAACAAAUAAUUUAUCCACCCUCUUCUAUAAUUUAUCCCUAUUUAUUUAAAUUAUUUGUGGAAACAUGUCUCAAUACAAGGGUGUUAUUUGAAUGAGGAUUUCCAAUAAUUCACCCCUUAUUUAUUUUUCAUCAUUCUGAUUCCGUGUGGAAACAAUUUCUAGGAAACAAGAAACAAGAAAGAUCUGGAGUUAAAGGUUGAAAUUAUCUGAGUCUGUAAUAUGACAUAUUUGAUGAAAUUUUGAUACAUGGUAUAUCCAUUAUUACCCAUUUCAACCCACGAUACUGUCCAUUUGAACGACAUAUGACAUACUUGUAUACAUACAAGAACAAACGAUAACCUUCACCAGAUCUUUUGCCAUAACGUGUGUAUGUACGUGUCAUUAACAUCAUAAAUUAUAAGUGCUGAAUCUCAUCAAUGCCUAACAGUGUAUAUCCUAGCUAUGACAAAACAUAGGUAAUUAACUCUGUCGUGAGACAUUUCUAUAAAGUAGUAUUUAUUGGCAUUCAAAUAUUCAGGGUUUGGAUAUACACUGUCAUUUCCAUCAUAAUCAUCAUAAGCGCGCAUUUAUGAUGAGACAUUCCUGUCUGCAGGUUUAAAGACAUAAAACUGUAUUUCAUUUCAACAGAAUAUUUGAUUUAAUUCCCUUGUACUUUUGGUAUUAUUAAAAUUAUUAAAAUAUAAUAUUUAAUGUUUUUCUCACGAGCUUCAGAAAAAUAGUAAAAAAUGAAAAUGUUCAUGCAUGUUCUAUAUUUAAGUUCGUAUAUGCUCUGUAUUGAAGUUCAUGUUCUGUGGUAUGAAGUACAGUUUUAUUGCCGUGCGUGCUCACUAAUUAUAACUGGGAGUCUGACAAAGACCAUUUGUAUUUUUCCAUCCAAUCAAAUGUGUCCAUCUUUUAAUUUUUUUGGGAACUUUUUAAGAAAGGUAGCAUUUUAUUGUCACCUUUUACUUUAUUAUAUACAUAAUUUACUUACGAGAUUUACAUGCUGUAGUUUUACAAUGUUUUGUCGCAUUUGCUAUAUUUAUUGAGUGAAUAAACUCUAGAAUUGCA
Haliotis rubra (blacklip abalone) is the source of this 3592-nucleotide messenger RNA. Its product is annotated as transcriptional repressor scratch 1-like. The transcript is spliced from 2 exons. The coding region runs from base 178 to 1038 and encodes 286 amino acids. The record is from RefSeq and is a predicted model, not a curated record. Gene Ontology annotation, molecular function: DNA-binding transcription factor activity, RNA polymerase II-specific; RNA polymerase II cis-regulatory region sequence-specific DNA binding. Lineage: Eukaryota; Metazoa; Mollusca; Gastropoda; Lepetellida; Haliotidae. Gene Ontology annotation, biological process: regulation of DNA-templated transcription.